CAUCAGAAGUUUAAACAGCUUAUGUUCUGGCCCCCCUCUUAUAUCCAGAACCAGUACCUGAAUCCGAAGCAAAUGCACAAACAGCAAAUCCUCACUUCUUUGAUCGCAGCAUCAACAAAGAACAACAACAAGCAACAUCAUGACCAGCUACCAAAACACCCCCAUGGUGUUACCUGUGCCAUCCGGUGACGAGGACCAGUCCGACGUCUAUGCUGUGGAGACGACGACACGUCCCUUUUCCAAGAUCGGCCUCGCUGUGCUGGGAUCAAUGGCUCUCGUCUACUCUGUAUUUGUCUUUGGAGGCCCUUCAUCUUUGUCUUCUCUUCCAGAAAGUGCCGUCCCAAUGCUAGGAUCCAAGAGUGCCGUUGCUGAUUGCACCUUUAAGGAGUGCUAUGCCAGCAACUGCAAUGCCAAGGUGGCUCCCUACACUUGCCUAUUUCACAAUGGUGGUCCCCACGGAGGAUGCAGCCCGACGCCGUGGAUUUCGGGAACUUGCACGAAGCAGUGUGACUUGAGCGCCUGCGAUUCGCUCGACAUUGCCAAAGACGUGCCAACUUGUGACACAAAGUGCGACAAGGAGUGGUGUGCUUCGGGACGUCUCUGUGGAUCGGAUGUGUCCUACCAGUGCUCCGUUGGAUCGUCGGCCUUUGGAUGCAGCAGCGACAAGUACAUGUGGACACUCAAGACCAAGUCCUCCUCAUGCUCUUCUUGUUGCAAUGUCAACACUUGUGAUUGAAAGUAAACGCACCAUAUCCAUCAUCGACAACAACAAUAGGUCUAAUCGGGUCACCGUCUGCAACACGCGCACGUUUUUUGUACCUUGGUACCUCGCACUUUGAUCAGAAUUGGUUGUGCAACAGCACAAGAACCGGGAUUAGCAGCACCAGUAAUUAGAAAAACAGAGUUUUGUCU
Molecule: messenger RNA, 912 nt
Organism: Seminavis robusta
Lineage: Eukaryota; Bacillariophyta; Bacillariophyceae; Naviculales; Naviculaceae
Source: the annotation of a GenBank genome assembly